CAUUCACUACAAUAGUUAGACACUGCUCGAAUUCAGUUCUCAAAAAAAAAUAACCGUUCCAAAUCAAUUGAAAUUUUUCGCAUUUUUUUAAAACCUCAACCAACUUGCUACUAACUGUUACGAUGUUCGAUACCACAUUGGCUCUACUGGUCAGCUGGCUGGCCCAAGGCAUUUGUCUCGUGCUGGGCCACGCCUGGCAGCAUCCGCUGCUCACCACGGGAUGCUGUCUGCUGCUCGGCUUCUUCACGCACGCCGACGAGCAAUUGCGUGACGAGAUUGGCCAACAAGUCGCCACACGCUGGCAGCGCAUGAAAGAGCAUUACUCGUUCUCGUUCCUCAAACGCAAAUACAAACCCAAUCCCAUGCCCAACUACGACUACAGCUGGUCGCAGGGGCCACACACUUGGACACAGACCGGCAGCAAUCAGAGCCCGGUGAACAUCGAUGAGCAGCUGGUCCAACGCCUGGCCAUCCAUGAGCUUCUCAACUGGAAUCAUUACGAUGAGCUGCCCGCAAGCAUUACUCUCGAGAAUACCGGACAGACGCUCCUGCUUCGUGCCCAGUUUCGCAGCAAUGUGCCGACCAUCAGUGGCGCCGAUCUGCUUACCAGCUACACCUUUGUAGAGCUCUGCUUCCACUGGGGCUGGUCGAACAGCGAGGGCUCCGAGCACACGCUCAACAAUCGCAAGUAUCCACUGGAGAUGCAGGUACUACAUCGCACUGGAGCCUCGGUGCCGCGUCGCUGCACCAGCAGCUAUGAUCUGCUGAUGGUUGCCUACAUCUUUGAGUUGUCCGCACACAACCCGUUGCUGGAUCCGCUCAUGCAGAACUUAAAGCUCGUACAGAUGCCCGGCAAGCGUGUUCAGAUUGCACCCUUUCCACUCUCCUAUUUGGUCUAUCCAUUCCGUACGGGAUUCUACAGCUAUGGCGGUUCGCUGACCCAACCACCUUGCUACCAGGGCACCGAAUGGUUCAUCUUUCCCGAAUCACUGGCCAUCAGCGACUUUCAGCUGCGUCACUUUCGCCAACUGCUGAGCGGAGAUUGCUUCACGCCCAUUUCGCGCAACUCGCGACCCGUGCAGCCGCUGGGCAAUCGCAUCGUCAACCUGAACUACUUCUGUCCCUAUGACACAGCUCAGCUGGAUCGUAUGCGUCUCGAGCUGUUGCAGCAACAUCAGCAGGAGAUCGAGGAGGAACCGGAACAGACACAUGUCGAGGAGGAACAGGAGCGUCAACAGAUGAAACUGAAGACUAUGAAUAGCUCCGAUGACGAGGGACAAUUGAUUGAAUCGCUGGACACCACAACCACCAUCACAACGAACUCUUGCACCAGCGUUUGUGCCACAGUGCUCAAUCGUGAGGGCAACAAUCUGGCACAGCAACAUCAGCAGCAGCAGCUCAACUCUUGCUGUCCCAAUUCAAUCAUCUUUUUCAGUUCGAACAACAAUUACAGAAACAACAGCAACAGCCUGGGAAGCACGGCCAGCGACACCAGCCUGAUGGACAAGUGCAAUGGCCAUGGCCACUUUCAGCUGGAUCAGACCGGUGAAAUGAUGAUGAACCUGUCCAAUGAUGUGGGCAUCUGUGGCAUGGGCGAUGGGUUGGGCGUGGGCGCCCGCAUUCAACUUAUUGAAUAGUCUAUGAAUGGGAUCAUUUAACUACCUAAUUUUUUGAUGACAAAUUUGCUACAUAAGUUUUGUUUAAACUCCGCAAUCGAUGAUGCCAUAAAACAGAAACACAGAACACUCGCAAUGGAUGAAGGGCUGAACUGGACAAAGGACAAGAUUGCGUUGGCUACCUUAUGCAGGAAGGGGGAAGACUGCGAGACUUGCACCACAGAUACCACGUAUUAAAUUGUUAAGUUUUAAACUGUAUUUUACAACGCUUGAAAGUAUGCUAUGAAUUUUCGCAUUUGCUUUAACAAGA
Drosophila sulfurigaster albostrigata is the source of this 1926-nucleotide messenger RNA. RefSeq names its product carbonic anhydrase 5A, mitochondrial (gene CAH13). The transcript has a single exon. The record is from RefSeq and is a predicted model, not a curated record. Gene Ontology annotation, cellular component: cytoplasm. Bases 123 to 1637 code for a protein of 504 amino acids. NCBI's taxonomy places the organism in Eukaryota, Metazoa, Arthropoda, Insecta, Diptera, Drosophilidae. Gene Ontology annotation, molecular function: carbonate dehydratase activity; zinc ion binding.